CAAAAAAAACCAAAAGAUUCCUGAACAUGAGUUUCAUCUGAAAGGCUCAUUUAUCUUUAGGGACAGCAGCAAUAAAACCCAUAAAUUUAUGAGCCACAGCGAUGUUCAGAAUUAUAAAAAACAUAAGACUUUAAUGUUACAGGGAAACAUCCAUUUCCCUCCACACAUGCUUACUUAUUUAUACUCAUUAUAAUUAAUGAUCAGUCUCAUCCUCCUCUUACUAACACUAUGUCUUUUAAUAUUUCUGGAAUGGUUCAAAUAUAGUUUAUUAUAAUGGCAAUCUGUUGCCAAACAAGAUGGUCACAUUUCACCUUAAACCUGCACCUCUUUAAUAAUCAGUAGGUGGCGGUUGCAAAAAGAAGUCGAGAUGUAUAGAAGAAAAAUGCCUUUAGCUUCCUAGCUAAACACAUUCCUGGUGGCUUUAUGGUGUCAGUCACUAAUUUUGAGUCCUAUUAAAUAUAACAUGUGCCAUUAAAAGAGUGAGAGGACUCAAGUAGUAGACCGGUUAAGUCCCUUAUUAACAAGCAGAUGAAUGAGCAACAGGGAUUAGACCUCCUGAGUGAGGAGGGGGAGCGAUUCCAGAGUACUGUAUAAAAUCUGCAGGUUGUUUACAAGGAAGAGGAGAUAGCGAUGGAGCUGCAUUUCAGGGCUACCAUUUGAAUCAAAAAGGAGAAUAAAUCAUCAACUAUCAUUCACAUAUAUCAUUCACACACAUGUUGCUCAUUUUAAGAUGGCAUAUCUGAUUAAAUUUGAAAUUGAAUGGUCACUAAAAGACACUGCAUGCAUGAAAUCUUUUGUCAAAUCUAAAAGAACAGACUGAAAAAGCAUGCUGACUUUGACCUCGAAGUUCUACUUCUACCAUCAUUUUUGGUGUUGACGAAUUCUCCCACAGAUUUUAAUUCAUUCACCGUGUCACUUUCUUGUAAAUGCUCUUUUGCUAUUCCAAAAUGGAAACUGGCUUUUAAUGGCUAAUUGAAGUUUAUAAAUUAUAUUACCAAUAAAUUGCCUUUGUCUUAAGGGACUUAUUAAAUUUAAAUUAUUUAAUACUUGAGUCUUAAGAUGAGGACUUUGAGAUAUUUAUUUUGCUUGUAAAUAAUAUUCAAGCUUGUUACUGUUUAACAAAAUAUUUUUGGAUUUAGUUUCCCUUAAGUCCAGCAAAACUGGUACACUGUCUAUAUCUCAGAAUAAUUUUGAUAUUCUUGUCUUUUUCUGUUGCUGUGAGCUAAAUGUCAGAACUCUGAAACAGCUGGCAGCCAAAAUAGUGUUUGGGGAGCAUGGCAUCUGGGAUGAAACACUCAAUGCAUCACAGAGUUGUUGGCUUUUGAGUGUUGCAGAAAUCACACUGAUAUGGAAUUCCAUAAAGGCUAUGUGCUUAUGCAAUCCUUAAAAUUUGUUAAAUAAUCCAGUUAUGAAGCUUCGUGAAUUAUUUCUUUCUUUUCACUUCCACUGAGUAGUGAAAGCCAUAGAGGGUUCUUAAAACGAUGUGCCUGAAAUAAGGCGUUCUCGCUGGGUAUAGUGUGCCUUGACCUUCUGGUCAGUUGAUAGCUGGUGGGGCAAGUUAGCUGUUAGACCAGCAGGAAGGGACUUAUCUGAAAACACUGGAGCACUUUUAGGCCAUGUCUUGAUAAAUUGAACAGAUAUUUGAAGUUUACACAUCUACAUUCUUGCCUAAAAUCACCUUAAAAGUUUAAUUUGUUCAACAGAAACAGUAGUAUUUCAAAUGUUACUUGUAGUUUUCACUACUCUGCCAUUUUCACCUUUCGGGUGUUGGACGAAAUGCAUUCUGGGAUACUUGGGUGAGUCCACUUCCUAUUUCACACUAUGACAGCUUCAUUCUAUCCAGACAAUGGUGGUAAAAAGCAUGUUAUAUGCAUAAAGCAUAAUAAAUAACUUGUUAGCAAUCUGUUGCCUAAUUCCCUGUAAAUUUCUAAAGAGUAACCCUCAGUUAGAUUGUUCCCACCAGAAGGAAUGCCCACUAGUCAAGGUGUUUUAGCUCUAGUUUUGCUCUCCAUUGUUUCUGUAAUUUUGUUCUAUUUUCUUCACUAGUUAGCUGCUAACCUUUUGUACAUGAUAUUUGAUACAUCUGGGCAGUUCGUAAUUAAUACAUAAUGUAUUACUGAUUGAUAGAUUUCACUGUGAAUCCUGUUCUAGAACCAUCUUCUUAUCCAUAUCUAGCCUUACCCACUGUAUUUUUCUUUAAAACGUGUUUUUGUUGGUGUCAUGAGUAGGCUUUUUUCUUUUCAUAUUACCCACUCGUUGUGCCUCACAGCCUUUCUACGAGUCAUGCUGAUGUUCUGGUGCUGGUCCCUGAUACCCACACAAGAGGCACACUUACCAGCACUCCAGACAGCCUCAUCAGGAGAAAAACACAAAGGGAAACACCACUCAUUUAUGCUCUCACUGGCUCUUUGCUCAGCCAUUCCCAGCAUUUCAGUCUUGCUCCUUGCUGCUCUCUAAGUUAUUAACCUCAUCAGAGUCUAUAUCAAGAAAACCAAACACAGCUAACCAAACUCAUUGCUACAGUUUAGAGAAACCUUUCAGAUGGAAGAUGGAUAUUUAAUCUCCCUUUUUUUCUGCAACAGUUUUACCUAGUAAUUGUAAAAAGAAUACGGCUGGAUAGAAACAAUAAUCUAACUUGUACCGACAGAUUAAAUUGAAAAACUAUUAAAUUGGAUUAUUAUUUGGUUUAUUAUUUCUUUAUUGUUUCAAAGGGUCUUACCAAUAAAUCUCAUACCAUUGGAAAGCCUGUUUAUUUGGUUGACCUGUGACAAGUGCUGAUUGAAGAAUGGGAUACCAUCCCACUGCAGUAGUGUGUCCAGAUUGUGACCAGCAUGAAGAGGUGGUGCCAGGCUGAUUCUGCAUAUUGUUCUUCCACAUGCUACUGAGACCCCUGUUUGUUUAAUACAUUGUUAAAUUGCCAUCAUGUCUUGUUUCUUCUGAGAAGGUUUGACAUGUAAAGUCUGAAGAAAUAAUUGACCAAGUUUAGUUACUUUUUCCAAGAUUACUUGUGUAGGAAUGUUUAGCUUAUUUUAGAGUUUAGGAAUGUUUUAGAUAGGAUAGAACUAUUGUAGAGACACUGACACUGCCCUGGAUGUAAUAAAGGCCUGACUGUGUCAUAAACUUAGGAGUAGAUUUUAGGAGACCCUCCCCCAGUUGAACUGUGAAUGUAAGACAAAGAAGAGUUAAUGCUGAGUGGAAAUUCCCCAGAGAAUACCUGUGUGGGGGUCUCAACAUUUGUAACUUGAUAACUGUGGUCUGGAACGGAGAUGGGGUUUUAUGACCUCCGGGGAGUCACCAUAUAGAGACACACACACCUACAGUGCUUUAAUUCUUACGCACCCACAACCACAUGCACACUCACUCACGUGCACACACAUACACACAGGUAUGCGGACAUAGUCACUCACGAGCACUCACAUAGACACGCGGGAACGCGCACAUGUAGGCAUUCACGUGCUCGCACACACACAAACAUGUAAACAUAGUGCUUAGUUUUAUGGCACCUCGUAGAGGGAUUAGAAGGGGGGUCACUUAUACAAAACUGCAUGUAACAGACAAAGGAGUUGAGAUCUGCAGAGAAAGUCCGGGGUUCUGUACAUCUCCCUUCUAGAAGGUAUAAUCAAUAAGUGUGUAUUAAUAAAGGUAUUGUUAAUUGACUACUGAGUCCCGGUGUUCUUUCUGGAGGCCUGACAAAUAUACGAACCGGGGUGAAACUGCUUUUUGCAACAGUUUUGGUGCCGAAACCCUGGGAUUUGCUCGAGGCCCAGAGAGGACGCAUUGGCAGAGCUGAGAUCGUGAAAACGAGGCGAACAGAGAGCCGGCUCAAUCAUUUAUAAGGUAAGCACCACCUGUUUAUUUUCAAAGUGUGCAUAUUGAAUAAAGUCUAAAUUAUCUGUUCGCCAAGUUGAGCGUAUCUCAGUGUAAUUUCACUCAGUAUGUUAAAGAAACGGUGUUUGAUCAGUCUUAGUUAGUAAUUAAUAGAAUCGGUGUUUCAUCCGUGGCGGUGUGUGAUCCGUCUUAGUUAUUAGGAAAAAGUGGCGGUGUGUGAUCCGUCCUCCGUGCGUUAAAGCAGGAAACGUGUGUUACUAUUAGUUAGAAAGUGGGGCUGAAAGGCCUCGUCGCAGCUCAGGGCUGUGUGUGUUCCGGGCUUGGUAGCUCCACCUAUUCUCGGACGCGGGGAUAGGAUCUGUGGGACAGGAGAUUCCAGGGUGGUUACCUAGGGAACCGGGGACGCCUUAAAUAACUAAAGCUAGGUGUUGGAUCCUAGUCGCGGUUGAUAACCUGCAUGAGAGUGGGGGCAAGUUGCUUCGUUAGUGAAAGCACGACGGCUUGGCUCACCCCACUGACUGCAGCGUUAGUAGAUUGCGUUGUGUGUGUGAAAAGCGCCGUCUCGUCUGAAGUACGGGAGUCAAUUAAAGUAACAAAAAGAAUUUGUGUCUAAAAGUGUGUGUUUGUGGUGUGUAGAAAUUGCGGCAGGAGGCCAUGUCGCGAAUUGUUGCAAACUGUGAAGUCAAUUGGGGGGUUGAAUUUGGUUUUAUUUUUUCUGGGGAAGAGAAACUGCGGUAUCCAGUCCGUGGCGCAGUUUGAAUAAUUCGUGAGGCAAAUGUGGCGCGAUCUGAUGAUUGUGAGCCUAAUUGUCCUAGUUUUGUGAGGUGUGAGCGGACGGUACCCGCUCUUGGUGCUGACUGGGGCGUUGUCCUGGAUCAGCAGAGGAGGAAGUGUCCUGCAGUGAGUUGUGAAGGGGACUGCGAGAAGUAGGAGGUGUGCGAUAGCCAGCCUCAGGGGGCGGACUCAUUUGUGGGACGGAGGAGGAGUACCAAGGAGAAGCUCAGAGGGCUCCGAGGAAAACUACAGCGACAUCUGGUGGUAAGUAAAGGGAAUUUCAGGUGAGUUAAAAUAAUGACUGAACAACAGGAGAUUAUUAGAGAAGGAGUGAGGAGUCCAACGGAGGGAGAAAUGCAAUGGAAAACUGUUGAGAAGCAAAAAGAGAAAUUAGGGGAAGCAUUGAAGAUCACCAUGACAGGACAUCUAACAGGUAAGAAUGGUAAAAUACUGGAAGUGGGGAAGGAAAUAAUGAGUGUAUGUGAUCAAGCUGGAAUAAAAGGUGACAUGCGAUACUCUCUUGCAAAAGUUUUGUUGGAAGCGGCCAAGGCAUCUGAGGAGAAGGAGGAGAAACUCAGGAGAGAGUUGGAUGGAGCGAAUAUCUUGGAGAAGAGGGGAGUUAAGGACCGAAUAAAGGAGGAGGAGGAGAAACGAGCCAGGCUGGCUGCAUGGGGAAUCAGCUGCCAAGGAUUGGAGCACUGGAUGAGGGAAUCUGUGGAAGAGGAAGGUAAGUUGAGACUUGAUUGUCUUCCACAUCCCCAGCCCACGGCUCCUCUUUUUUCAGUAUGUCCUCCUCCAUAUUUCGGUAAUUAUCCUAUGUUGAGCAUUAAGGAUGGCAGCAUGGAGAAUGAAGAUGGUGUGGUGCUGCGACUAACUGGAGGGCAGGUUGAGUGUGAGUAUGAGGAGCAGCACCGCCCAAGGCCGCAGCAACAAAUGAUAACAAUAGGACCUGAAAAGACAGCGCCACCUGCUGCUCAGGUCCAGACCCACCUGGAUCAUAAAGAGGAGGAGGACGAGGAAGGGGAAGAAGAACGGUCCAGUGCAGCAGGAGCAACAGCUAGGUCUCCUCCGGAAUUAUUAGCCGGAGAGGCAGAGAGAUUGGUGGAGAUGCUCCCACCCAUCAUUGAUGGAGGGGCGGGUUGGCUGAGACAACUUGAUAAAGUGACAUCAGGCACACAGCUCGCCCUGGGGGAUUUUCGAGCCAUAGCUGGCCGGUGUAUGACAGUUACUGCGCUGGAGGAAAUCCAGGUACUGGCAGCUGUCAUCACUAGACCAGACUCUACACCCUUUUUCAGAGUGCAGGAGCAGAUUGGGAAUGCUGUGCGGCAACAAUAUCCAACCCCAAAUGCGGCUGCCAUUACAAAGUUGGAAUGGAAGCCUGAUCAAAACCCCAGAGAUUAUGUAGAGCAGGUGAAAGAGAAGUGGAUACAGAACACAGGUUACAAUCCUUCUGCACGUGGUCUUCACCAGGUGUGGUUUAGAAAGGCAGUAUUAGAAGGGAUACCAGAAAAGGUAAGAGAAAAGAUUUUGGAUGUCCCUGAUUUAGAAGGGGCAGACACACAUCGCUGGGAGAGACAUUUGGUGCAUUAUUUGGAUAAAUACAAGCAAGGUGAAGAUAAGAAAAAAGGGGAGUUGGAGGAGAUUCAGGAACAAUUGCUUAAGCUGAACUUGGGAGAAGCGAAACAGAAGGUAAGUGAAAAGAAAAAAGAGAACAAAUUAACUGAUUUAUCAAAGGUGAUGGUAGCUCAAGACUGCCCUCCUGUGCCUAAAAGGCCUGAAUUUAACCCAAAUAUUUAUCCAAUGAAUUCCUGGACACAUUAUGAUGGUUUGCAGAGUGCACCCAUGGCCAGCUGGGGAGGUAAUGUGUGGGCCGGUAGAGGCAGGGCAAGAGGCCGUGGUGGCUCGGUGGGGGCGAGGGGCACCUGGGGCUAUGGAAGGGGUGCGCCUGGAGCGGGUCGUGGGCCUAGAGGUGUCUGUUGGGUGUGUUAUCAGCCUGGGCACUGGGCGAAAGACUGUCCACAGCAGCCACAAAUUCAACAGCAAAUGGUCACGCCUCAAGCAGGAAGGGGUGGUCCAUACUACCAGGCUCCAAACCCACACAUGAUCCCUGGACCGAGACCUCAAAUGCCGACCUGGGAGGCCGGCUGGAACAGCCAGGACUGGCAGCAGAGACACACCCCACAGGGAGGCCGAGGAGAGGGGGGAAAGGCGGACCCCUUACUCUCACUGACGGUGAAUGGACUGACUCUGCCGUUCCUUGUUGAUAUGGGAGCUACUUAUUCAACCAUCCAAGAAGUUCCUGAUAACACUAAAUUAUCUGGGGACGAGGUCAGCGUGGUCGGCUUCUCUGGGGUUUCAAUGACAUUGCCAGUGACUGUUCCUUUAAAGACUGAAAUUGGAAAGCAAGCGGUGGCUCAUCCAUAUGUUAUUUCAGCGCAGGUGCCUGUGAACUUGAUGGGGCGAGACCUGCUCAUCAAACUGGGAGCUGUGAUCAUGUGUGGGCCUGAUGGUUUAACAGUGACUCUGAAGGAUGGCACACAGCUUCCUUGUGUGGCCACAGGUACGAGAGGACAGUGGCUGCUCUCUGAGGACAUUGAUCGUACAGCAGAAAUCUACUGGGCCCGGCUGACGACCUCUAACGGCAUCCUGGCACACUUCCAACUCUGGCUGCCCUGGAUCAUGGCCCUGGACGUGUAUGCUCCACCCAUUGACCCAUACCACGUGACACUCUUUUAUGAUCGCGAAAAUACUGAGUGGUAUGAAGAUCUGUUCCAUGAAUUCCUGGAGGGGAAGGCAUGGCAGGUCUCUACCAGAGAUAUUUAUGUUGGACCGCAGGGGGUAGCAGCCCUGGUCCAUUUGUCGGAGGAACAAAAGAGCUGGUUCCGAAUGGGUGAUGAAUCUGUGCCUCAUGUGUCUCUAGCGGUUCAUUCUGGACAUCAAGCGAAGGACUUAGGUCCCAUGAUGCGUGUAGCUUCACGAGCAAUUGAUUGGCAACUCACACAGAUUCCUGAUGUUUCCUUCUCCCCAAGUACUAAAACAUAUAGAAUUUCAACACCCCACACAGAUGACACUAUAUUGGAACAUCGUCACAUUCGUAGGACACAUGGCAGGGAACUGACAGAUCAUCCAGAGGUCGUUAAAGGCCUCUCACAGUUGCCUCACACUGUGGUCACAGGUGCCUACGGAUGUUGGCUUAACCACCUGUUCGCCUGUGACCUUUGAACUUGAAUCUGACAUUCCAAUAUGGCGUCCGCAGUACCAACAUUCACCACAGGCAGAGGACGGCAUUGCAGAGACUAUUGAAGGGCUGUUAAAGGUGGGGGUGUUGGAGCCUUCCACGUCUCAAUGGAACACGCCUAUUUUGCCAGUGGAAAAGCAUGGCACAGGGGUCAACAGUUAAGGUAUACUCGGUUGCCACAGGGAUUUGCUCUGUCACCGGGGAUUUUUAACCAGGUGUUGAAGCAGACGUUGGAACCAUGUGUGAUGCCGGCUGGCUGCACUCUGGUUCAAUAUGUUGAUGACCUCCUGAUUGCCGCUCCCAUGGCAGACGCUUGCUUUCAGGCCACCAUGACCGUGCUCAGGAGACUGGCAGAGGCGGGCUUUAAAGUGAGUAAAGACAAAUUGCAGUUGGUGAGACCACAGGUGACUUUUUUAGGGAGAGAGGUGAAACAGCAUAUGGUGGGGAUGAUGGCUGCUCAUAGAAGUGCCAUUCUCUCCCACCCGCGGCUGGAGACUGUGAAAGAGAUGCUUUCCUUUUUAGGUCUCACAGGCUACAGCUGGCAGUACAUUCCAGACUAUGUGGGCCACACUAAGCCUUUGCGUGACUUGGUGAAGCAGCAUGGAAUGAGAGACCUGACUGCUAAGUUGAACUGGACUACUGAAGCUGAACAAUGCUUUAUUUCUCUGAAACAGGACCUUUCUCGAGCAGUAGAUUUAGCUGUGCCAGAUUACAACAGGGACUUCUUUUUGGAUGUUUCUGAAACAAAAGGGGUGGUGAAUGGCGUUUUGUUUCAGAAAAAGGGGGAGGUAGACAGGUUUUGAUGUACAUCAGUGUAUGCUUAGACAACAUGGAGAAAAGGCACCCUACAUGCACUCAGCAUGUAGCUGGAGUGGCAAAGGCCAUCCAGAAAGUAGCACGUAUAGUUAGAGGACACCCACUGAGAGUUUUAACAACACAGUGUGGUGGCUUAUGUUAACUCACAGGCCUUCACCAUGACCCCACUUAGACAACAGAGGCUCAGCAAAGUGCUGGAGGCCCCAAAUUUGACUUUUACACAUGAAGGGAUAAACAUGGCAGACCAAAUGGGGUCAGGGGAACCGCACGACUGCGCUCAGGCGGUCUGGAAAGAAGACAAGACAAGACCAGAUCUCAAAGCGGAAGCCAUGGAAGGAGCAGAGGAUCUCUUCACAGAUGGCUGCUGCUUUAGGGACGAGAAGGAGGGGCUCAAGGCAGGCUAUGCAGUGGUAAGUAAGAGAGGGGAGCAGCUGGAGGUGAUCAAAGCAGCAAAGUUGGAAGGGCAGCAGUCAGCGCAGAGAGCAGAGGUGAUUGCACUGAUUGAAGCCCUUAAAUAUGCUCAAGGAAAGAAGAUAAACAUUUACACUGAUUCAGCCUAUGCCUUUGGAGCUGCACAUGUGGAGCUGGGUCAGUGGAAGAGAGCUGGAUUCCUCACUACCAAUCAACAACCAAUCAAACAUGAGAAGGAGAUGAAGGCGCUGGAAGAGGCGCUGGAAGGACCCCUGGAGGUGGCAAUAAUAAAGUGCAAGGGCCACGACGAUUCGGCCACCUGGGUUGCUCGAGGUAAUCGAGCAGCAGAUGAAGCAGCCAAAAAAGUGGUUGGUUACACAGGGAUCAGACAAAUGGUAAGUAUGGGAAUGGAUUGGGAAGAAAAUCCAGGGCUGGAACGCGAAGACAUCAUAAAAGAACAGGAGAAGGCCUCUCCAGAAGAAAAGUCACUCUGGAAGGAGAGAGGAGCCAUAAAGGUAAGCAACAUUUGGAGGGGGCCAGAUGGAAGACCAGUGUUGACGGCAGAUAUGGCAGAGAAAAAGAUCAGAGAAGCUCAUGGUCUUGGGCAUGUGGGUGUGGUCCAGAUGGAGAGGAAUCUCUGUCAUUGGUGGCACCCAUUCCUGAAGGACAUGUUGGGGGAGCAUGUGCGAACCUGCCUUAUCUGUGGCCAACACAAUCCUAAACCUACAGUGAAACCAGAGAUGGGUAAGUUUCCCCUGCUCCAGAGGCUGGGGCAGGAAAUAGUGAUUGAUUAUACAAACAUGGUGACACCAGCGAGGGGCUUUAGAUAGACCUGCUGGUAUGUGUGGAUAGUUUGACAGGGUGGCCAGAGGCGUGGCCAGCCCGGAGAGAAGACAGCACAACAGUCAUUAAGUGUUUGAUAAAUCAUUAUAUUCUCUGGCAUGGAUUCCCAGAGAGAAUUAGAUCAGAUAAUGGGACACAUUUUAAGAAUAAACAUUUGCAGGAAGUGGAAUCCAUGCUAGGGUUGCAACACAGGUUUGGGACCGUUUAUCAUCCACAGUCUCAAGGUAAGGUUGAGCGAAUGAAUCAAAACUUAAAAAAUAAAUUGGCUAAGAUCUGUGCACAGACCAAAAUGGAUUGGGUUGAGGCAUUACCAAUAGCCCUCAUGAGCAUUAGAUGCUCAGUAAAUCAGUCUACCGGGUUCACUCCUUAUGAGCUGUUCACCGGGAGACAAUUUCCUGGACCCACUGCAGGGAUACCAGCCUUAAGACAAGAAAUGCCUACAUUUGAACAUUUAAAGCAGUUUAAAGCACUAAAAGCUCUUGUCUUAAGUUUUACAUCACAGGUGACGGCGGGCCAAGGACAGGAGCAGACGGUGCCAGAGGCGAAGUGGGUGUGGCUGAAGGUUUACAAACGGAAGUGGAACGAGCCCAGGUGGACAGGUCCGUUUGAGGUGGGGACCAGGACCUCACACGCAGUUCAGCUGAAGGGGAAAGGUGAAACCUGGUACCACUGGAGCCAGUGUGCUGUAGCUGAAGAGCCUAAGCGGUCGGAGAGGCUCUUUGCAAAAGAAAAGAGGGGGAACUCGGCUGAGACCCCUCACAUGGAUCCCAGCCCAGGGACAGAAUAAAUCCCUGAUCCAUGCAAUGACUGAAGGGUAGUCUACCCCGGAAGUCGAAGAAAGAAGAGCAACAGAGGAUCGCACAAC
This is a messenger RNA of Oreochromis niloticus (Nile tilapia), 10775 nucleotides long. RefSeq lists its product as uncharacterized. Gene Ontology annotation, biological process: proteolysis. The transcript is spliced from 2 exons. Lineage: Eukaryota; Metazoa; Chordata; Actinopteri; Cichliformes; Cichlidae. Gene Ontology annotation, molecular function: nucleic acid binding; zinc ion binding; aspartic-type endopeptidase activity. Bases 4900 to 7824 code for a protein of 974 amino acids. The record is from RefSeq and is a predicted model, not a curated record.